Messenger RNA from Dipodomys ordii (Ord's kangaroo rat), 2572 nucleotides. It is a transcript of the gene Kansl1, whose product is annotated as KAT8 regulatory NSL complex subunit 1. The record is from RefSeq and is a predicted model, not a curated record. Lineage: Eukaryota; Metazoa; Chordata; Mammalia; Rodentia; Heteromyidae. Gene Ontology annotation, molecular function: histone acetyltransferase binding. The coding region runs from base 159 to 1874 and encodes 571 amino acids. The transcript is spliced from 12 exons. Gene Ontology annotation, cellular component: NSL complex.
UGAUAGUUCUUGGAGAGGCACCUCCCCCAGAACAUACAACAGACUUGCUUCUUCCUCUUAGUUCAGAGUUGAAGACAGAUCAUGGGACUGAUAAACUGAUUGAGUCUGUUUCUCAGCCAUUGGAAAGCCAUGGUGCCCCUACUGGACAUAUUUCAGAGAUGUCUACCAAAUCAUGUGGAACACUGAAACCUGUCAAUGGGGUUGUUAACACUCUUCAGCCUGUCCUGGCAGACCAUGUUUCAUGUGACAGUUAUGAUGCUGAGGAACAAUUACAUAAAAAACAACGACUGAAUCUAGUGUCUUCAUCAUCUGAUGGUACCUGUAUGGCAGCCCGAACACGUCCUGUACUGAGCUGUAAGAAAAGGAGGCUUGUUAGGCCCAACAGCAUUGUUCCUCUUUCCAGAAAGGCUCACCGGAAUAGUACAGUGCGCACUGGCUGUGAUGUGAAUCCCUUCUGUGCAUUGUGUGGUUCAGGCAGUGUCAGCACCAUGCCUCCUGAAGUCCACUAUGAAGCCCCACUGUUGGAACGUCUUUCCCAGUUGGACUCCUGCGUUCAUCCUGUGCUUGCAUUUCCAGAUGAUGUUCCCACAGGCUUGCACUUCCAGAGCAUGCUGAAAACUCAGUGGCAGAACAAGCCUUUUGACAAGAUUAGACCUCCCAAGAAGUAUUCACUUAAGCACAGAGCACCCAUGCCAGGCAGUCUGCCAGAUCCAACUCGUAAAGACAGGCACAAGUUGGUCAGCUCCUUCCUAACAACAGCCAAGCUGUCCCAUCACCAAACCCGGCUUGACAGGACCCACAGGCAGCACUUAGACGAUGUGGGGGCCGUGCCCAUGGUAGAGCGAGUGACAGCGCCAAAAGCAGAGCGCUUGCUCAAUCCACCAACACCUGUGCAUGACCCAAACCACAGCAAAAUGAGAUUGCGAGACCAUUCAUCUGAGAAAAGUGAAGUGUUGAAGCAUCACACAGACACAAGCAGUUCAGGCUACUUGGCGGCCACCCACCAUUCACCACAUAGUCCCUUGGUGCGACAGCUUUCCACCUCAUCAGACACAUCUGCACCUACCAGCUCUAGUUCACAGGCCACAGCCAGCACAUCUCAGCCAGUAAGGAGGAGAAGGGGAGAGAGCUCAUUUGAUAUUAACAACAUUGUCAUCCCUAUGUCUGUUGCUGCAACAACCCGUGUAGAGAAACUACAAUAUAAGGAAAUCCUUACUCCCAGCUGGCGGGAAGUUGAUCUUCAGUCUCUGAAGGGGAAUCCUGAUGAGGAGAAUGAGGAGAUUGAAGACCUGUCCGAUGCUGCCUUUGCAGCUCUACAUGCCAAAUGUGAGGAGAUGGAGAGGGCACGAUGGCUGUGGACCACAAGUGUGCCACCCCAGCGACGGGGCAGCAGGUCUUAUAGGUCAUCAGACGGCCGGACCACCCCCCAGCUGGGCAGUGCCAACCCCUCCACCCCACAGCCCGCCUCCCCUGAUGUCAGUAGUGGCCACUCUCUAUCAGAAUUCUCCCAUGGUCAGUCCCCUAGGAGCCCCAUUAGCCCAGAACUGCACUCGGCACCCCUCACCCCUAUAGCUCGGGACGCUUUGAGACACUUAACCAGUGAAGACACCCGUUGUUCCACACCAGAAUUGGGGCUGGAUGAACAGUCUGUCCAGCCAUGGGAGCGACGGACCUUCCCCCUGGCGUACAGUCCCCAUGCAGAAUGUGAGGACCAGCUCGAUGCACAGGAACGGGCAGCCCGUUGCACUCGUCGCUCCUCAGGCAGCAAGACUGGCCGGGAGAUGGAGGUGGCACCCACCUCGCCUCCCAUUGUUCCCCUCAAGAGUCGGCAUCUAACAACAACAGUCACAGCCCAGCGCCCAACUCACAGAUGAGCGGGAGAUGAGAAUCUAAACAGACUCACUACUAUUGGCAUUAAAGCUUCAGAAAUCUCUGCGUUUGAUAUUCAAACAUCAUAUGCCGGAAAUUUUCACAGUUUUUAGUGAAUUUAAGGAACUUAGGCCCUCCUUUGGUUUUUUUGUUUUUCUUGUUUUGAUUUUUGCUUUGUUUGUUUUCAUGUUUUCUUAUCACACACCUGAGCACUUCCUCCAGUUGGCAGAAGUUCAGGAUAAGACCCUGUAGGCCUGGUCCUGGCACAUCUGUGCACUGUUGAAUCACUGGACUUCCCAAUGUUAGAUGAUUAUCCUCUCCCUUAAAUCUGUGGGCUGGGUGGACUGGCCAAAUAGGCAGCAUGGAAAGCUUCAGUUGAGCAAAGGACAGGAUGGAGCAAGGGCGCUUGGAGCUCCUACCCUCCCCCGCCAUCCAUGGCUUUGGCCUCAGCUCUGGCUGGAUCCUCCAUGGUCUGUGUUGAAGCCGCCCACAGGACCUCUUUGCCAUAAUUACCAGUUGUUCUUAUGGGGCUCUGAGCUGGCAGAAAGGCUUCCCCUUGUCACCUAGACCUUGACAUAUUUUCCCUUUCAUCUACAUUUGGUCAUCUCUGUCUUGACUCACUGCAGUAACCUGCAGCUGCUCAGGUUCCCCCAUCCUGCUCCCUCCUUUCCUUCCCUUACUGCUCCCUCAUGUCACGUGUGUG